AUGGAGAGCGGCCACGGCCUCGCGCGCGUCAUCCAGCAGCUGCAGGAUGAAAUCAGGAAGCUGGAGACUGAGAACAAGACGCUGCGCGGGCAACUCAGCCUGCCGCUCACUGAGACAUCACCUACCGAGUCUGAACGGAGAGCUGGAACCCAGGAGAACCACGCGAACCUGAGACGGAACAUUUCGGCACCGACACUGGAGGGCCAGUACAAAGAAAACACGAUCAUGACCGUCCGGAGGUAUUCCAUAUCCUCAAACGCAAUUCAUGUGCCCUGUAAGAGUGUGAGCUCACACAAAUAUCGGAGCGAUAGCGACUGGACCAGACUGCGAGGAGAACUGCAUGGACUCAGCCAUACGGCUACAGAGGACAGAGACAAAACCGAAGGCAAACCCGUAAACCGGCGCACGCUUCAGCACUGCGUCAGCAAAGCCAGAGCCAAAGAGAAGACGGUCACAUUCCUGCUGCCUGUGGAUGACAUCUACACCAACCGGCCCUUUAUGGCAGACCACCUGAGCGACACAAGCCCGUGCGAUCUCCAGGUGAUAUCAGAAACAGAUUCGUGA
Molecule: messenger RNA, 564 nt
Organism: Ictalurus furcatus (blue catfish)
Lineage: Eukaryota; Metazoa; Chordata; Actinopteri; Siluriformes; Ictaluridae
Product: putative coiled-coil domain-containing protein 195
Exons: 3
Coding region: 1-564 (187 amino acids)
Source: RefSeq, a predicted model, not a curated record